AUGGCCCUGGCACUGCAUCAUGGUCCUGACACUGCAUCAUGGCCCUGGCACUGCAUCAUGGUCCCUGGCACUGCAUCAUGGCCUUGGACCCCAGAGGAAAAUACCCCAAACCCCAGGACCCCAGAGGAAAAUACCCCAAACCCCACGACCCGAGGAAAAUACCCCAAACCCCAGGACCCCAGAGGAAAAUACCCCAAACCCCAGAACAGGAAAAAUACAAAACUGACCAGGAAAAUACCCCCAAACCCCGACCCAGAGGAAAAUACCCACAACCCAGGACCCGAGAAAAUACCCCCAAACCCCAGGACUAGAGUAAAAAUACUAACCCCAGGAUCCCAGAGGAAAAUACCCCAAACCCCAGGACCCCAGAAAAUACCCCAAACCCCAGGACCCCUGAGGAAAAUACCCCAACCCCAGGACCCCAGAGGAAAAUACCCCAAACCCCAGGACCCCAGAGGAAAAUACCCCAAACCCCACGACCCGAGGAAAAUACCCCAAACCCCAGGACCCCAGAGGAAAAUACCCCAAACCCCAGGAACCCAGAGGAAAAUACCCCAAACCCCACGACCCGAGGAAAAUACCCCAAACCCCAGGACCCCAGAGGAAAAUACCCCAAAACCCAGGACCCCAGAGGAAGAAAAUACCCCCAAACCCCAGGCCCAGGAAAAUACACAAACCCAGGACCUCAGAGAAAAUACCCCAAACCCCAGGACCCCAGAGGGAAAAGCCUUUAAACCCAGUUUAAGAGGAAAAAUACUUCCCCCCCAAACCCCAGGACCCCAGAGGAAAAUACCCCGAACCCCAGGACCCCAGAGGAAAAUACCCCAAGCCUUUAGGGACUGA
Molecule: messenger RNA, 843 nt
Organism: Homarus americanus (American lobster)
Lineage: Eukaryota; Metazoa; Arthropoda; Malacostraca; Decapoda; Nephropidae
Product: pollen-specific leucine-rich repeat extensin-like protein 1
Exons: 2
Coding region: 1-843 (280 amino acids)
Source: RefSeq, a predicted model, not a curated record